UCUUACAAUCUAUUGUCAAAGAGGGAGAUUGUGGAGCAUUUGAGUUCAUGUGUGAGUGUACAAUAACAUCAAUACAUGUGUUCGAACACUUGAUGUUUACACCAAAGAAACAGCUCGACGCUCGAAAGUAUCGAACUAUACUUACCUGUACACAGUUUGUCCUCGUAUUUCCCAAGUAUAACACGCGUAUAAACAACCUUUCAAAGUCAGAGGGUCUACGUAUAUGAAAUACAGUAAGUUUGACCAAAAUAAGGCUCGCAACUGAAAACUACAAUUUUGUUGCUGUAUUUUAUUUGUUCUUUAAAUUUCAAACCAGGUUGCCCUAACUAUCAAAAAAUGGCGUACGUUAAGCAGAAAAACAAGUGCAUCACCCUCCAAGGCUCCGCAGCGAUGGUCCGCGAAUACAUAGAACUUGGAAUGUCCAGUAUUCUGUACCAAAGAGAAGUGUGUCCCGCUGAUGAUUUCCAGCAAACAAAGUAUCACGGGCUCAAUUUGUUCAAAGUGAAAAAUGAGAAAAACUUUAAAAAAUUUGCUGGUGACCUUGGAGACAUUGAAAAUUUCCUGGCGAAAAAAGAAGUGGCCAGUGUUACGUUGGCCCUUAUAAAUGUAGACACGAGGGAAUACCUCGAAAAGUGGACAUUCGAGAUUACCUACGAAGACGAGUCAGGUGGUGGUUCCCAGGACCACAGCUCCUCCUCUUGUGGGACAAAAGAUACCGAGGCCAUCCAAAGAGAGAUACGUGCUGUGAUAAAACAAAUUUUAAGUGCGAAUUCCAUACUGCCGUUGCUGGUGGAAAAUAAUGUUGUUUACGAAAUCCAAGCGCAAGAAAGGCCAGGAGUACCUUUGUGGGGCGGCUGGACAGUAGUGUCGGAGGACACUGGCAUCGAGAACCAAGAAAAAAUUGAGUUCAGAGACCUAUCGACAUCCGUUCAUGGGGUUCAUACCGAAGUGUUGUAUAAAAAUGCCUAAACAUCGAUAAAUCUUGGUAUUAAAAUAUAAAAUAUUUCAUAUAUUAUUUGUUGAACUUUCAUUUUUUUUUUUUUUUUUUUUUUUCCUUCUUUUU
This is a messenger RNA of Copidosoma floridanum, 1063 nucleotides long. RefSeq names its product mitotic spindle assembly checkpoint protein MAD2A-like. NCBI's taxonomy places the organism in Eukaryota, Metazoa, Arthropoda, Insecta, Hymenoptera, Encyrtidae. Gene Ontology annotation, biological process: mitotic spindle assembly checkpoint signaling. Gene Ontology annotation, cellular component: cytoplasm; kinetochore; nucleoplasm. The record is from RefSeq and is a predicted model, not a curated record.